Mangifera indica (mango) is the source of this 1714-nucleotide messenger RNA. RefSeq names its product cytochrome P450 83B1-like. Gene Ontology annotation, molecular function: oxidoreductase activity, acting on paired donors, with incorporation or reduction of molecular oxygen; iron ion binding; monooxygenase activity. Bases 1 to 1614 code for a protein of 537 amino acids. The transcript has 4 exons. NCBI's taxonomy places the organism in Eukaryota, Viridiplantae, Streptophyta, Magnoliopsida, Sapindales, Anacardiaceae. The record is from RefSeq and is a predicted model, not a curated record.
AUGAUCAAUACCCUUCUCCAGUUGUUUACUUUCUCAGUUUCGCCAUCUCUAUCCUUCUCCAUUGCCUAUGUGCUUUCCAAUCAAACGAAAAAUCACACUUGCUCACGUCGAUUUCCAAUAAUUAAUUUAUAUAUUUUUAUUAUUUUACAUAUUCCUAUCUUCGUCUUGUUUAUUCUUCAAAUAAAAAAAACAUCAAAGAGCGUCCGUUUACCACCUGGGCCUCGGGGGCUUCCCUUGAUCGGAAAUUUACACCAAUUUGUUGGUUCAAAGCCUGAAAAUGUGUGGAAGCUCUCUCAAAAGUAUGGAGCCCUCAUGUCCUUGCGGCUUGGCUACGUGCCAACCCUGAUAGUUUCAUUGGCAAAAAUGGCUAAAGAAGUUAUGAAGACCUAUGACCUUGUAUUUUGCAGUAGACCUGCCUUAAUUGGUCAGCAAAAGUUAUCUUACAAUGGGCUAGAUUUGGUUUUUUCACCCUAUGAUAAUUAUUAUAGAGAGUUGAGAAAAAUAUGCGUGGUUCAUCUCUUCAAUUCUAACCGAGUGGCAGAUUUUCGUCCGGUUAGAGAAGAUGAAGUUUCCCGUAUGAUUGAAAAGAUAUCAAAAUCAGCUGUGGUCUCAAAACCUGUCAACUUAAGUGAGCAAAUGAUGUUUCUUACGAGCACCAUUAUUAGCAGAAUCGGUUUUGGCAAGAGGUAUGAGGAUGAAGGCACUGAAAGAAGCAGAUUUCAUGCUUUACUUAAUGAGACUCAGGCCUUGUUCGUAAGCUUCUUUCUUUCCGAUUAUUUUCCCUUCAUUGGCAGCUGGGUUGACAAACUCAUAGGAAUGGUAAAUCGUCUCGAAAACAACUUCAAGGAAUUUGAUAAAUUCUACCAGGAGCUCAUCGAGGGGCAUUUAGAUCCCAACAAACCAAAGAAUGAUCGAGAGGAUAUAAUUGAUGUUCUACUGCAAGUUCGGAAAGAGUGUGGAUUUAAAGUUGACCUCACUUCUGAUCACAUCAAAGCAGUGCUCAUGAAUGUAUUUGUUGCUGGCACAGACACCAGUGCAGCCACGGUGGUUUGGGCGAUGACCUACCUGAUGAAAAAUCCUGAAAUAAUGAAGAAAGUUCAAGGAGAAAUCAGGUCCAAAGUUGGAAACAAAGGUUUUGUAGAUGAGGAUGAUCUUCAGAAUCUGCCUUAUCUUAAAACUGUAGUGAAAGAGAAUAUGAGACUGCAACCAACAGUUCCUUUUUUGGUCCCAAGAGAAACAACUGAGAACUGCGUCAUAGAGGGAUAUGAAAUACCGCCUAAAACACUCGGUCUUGUGAAUACAUGGGCUAUAGGAAGAGACCCUGAAGCUUGGGAGAACCCAGAUGAAUUUUAUCCUGAGAGAUUCAAGGGGAGUUCUAUUGACUUUAAAGGGCAACACUUUGAGCUGAUACCAUUUGGCGCUGGUCGAAAAAUUUGUCUAGGAUUGUACAUGGGAAUUGCUACUGUUGACCUUGCACUUUCUAAUCUUCUAUACAAAUUUGACUGGGAAAUGGUGCCUGGAAUGAAGAAAGAAGAUUUAGAUUUUGAUGUUCUUUCAGGCAUUACCAUGCACAAGAAAAAUCCUCUCCGCCUUAUGGUUAAGUGCUAUAAAUGAUUGCAGAUCGAUGGGUCAUUUGUGUUCAAUGUUGACGAAUUAAUCUGGCCGGAGUUCGAAGUUUCUGAUCGCAGUUUUCUUGUUUGCUACACUGUGUAAU